AUGGAGAAUUCGGCGGUUAGUGAAUUGAGGUCAAGGUCUCGUUCGAAAACACCCUUCCUGAGAUCUAGCUGCGACCAUGAGAACUGUAUGGGUGGAGAGGAUCACGCUCAUCAUAAAUCAGGCCGUAAAACACCUGUAAAACGAAGCACUCCAGUUAAACAAGUAAACCAAACUUCAAGUAAAGUGACAUCAGAGGCUAUCACAGAAGUUGAAGAGGAGUACACUUCGCCUCCUGCCCAUCGCACGCGACUUUCCACAAGAAGUAUUGGCGACAAACUAACCAAGACUUCCGACUACUCUUCAGAGGAGAGUCUUGAUAGAUUGAAGGGGCAUGGAAAGGAGAUAUUCCAGAAUGAAAUCAACAGUCAGUAUGAACGGGUGUCAACGAGUUCACAGCGCUACCUUUCGCUGUCUGACGUCACACUCAGCCCGAUUCACACUUCACAUAAUUUGACUCAUGAUCGGUCCCGGUCUCGUAUAGGAAGUCCAGCCUACAGCGCAUGUUCCACAGACAGUUCGUUCGCCGAGCAGGCGCUGGCCGAUACCAGUCUGCUGUUGGAACAGAACCCUGACAGCCAGCACCUCCCGUCGAGAUUGUACAAGAUGGCGCGCGAGUAUUGGAACAAAUACCCAAAGACGGACUACACGUACUCACCGCUAUCAAAAGAUCGAGUAGAACUGGCACCUGGUCAAGUAGCCAUGCCGAACAUGUCGCGACGCUCGCUGUCCCAAUUUCGUAUCCAGGGUCCAAACACCAGCGUGGACGAGAUCGACCGCCUCUCUGCUACUACAUCCUGGACGACCGGCACACUACGGAAGCGGUAUACAUCCAUAGAAAGUUCGGAUGAUGAAACGCAAUACAUUAACAAAGGAGGCUAUCACAUUGCGGAACAGCGGUGGUGGAUCACAACACUACUGAUCUCAAUAAUCUCCACUAUCACAACAACUACGAGCAACGCGUAUAGGAAAGUUGUAGGUCCUUCGCACCGGUAUCCAUACACUGAUCGAAGACCUGCUCAAGCGAGCUUACUGUCGCGGUCGGCGUCAGUUGCGGCGGCGCCCUUUACCUGGUUAUACACACUUAUCAAGACUAUCAUCACCACCACUGUCACUACUGUGACAGAAACUGUAACAUCAAACCACUUGGAACAAAACGAGAAAUACGCAGCGCGGUACCAGGCGAAAGCCGUUGUAAAACGUCGUUGGUGGCCAUGGUUCCUUCUAUUGCUGUUGCCAGCCGUCGCAUAUGGAUGGUAUAACUACGCGGAUCAAAUACUUCCUCAACAGACCAUCGUAGUAGAUACUUACAAACCUCCUGUUAUAGUCCAAGAUUCAGAUUUAACGAAACGUAUUGCAGCAUUGGAACAAUGGGCAUUGAACGUUGAUUCACGAUUGAAAUAUUUCGACCAAAAGCUAUCAAGAUUAAACAACUUCGAGACUCAAAUUGAACAGUAUUCGCUCAACCAUUUGCAAAACAAUUUGAUCAAUGUUUUUAACGCAAACGACAACGCUUUUGCUGUGGCUGAAAAACUCAAACAGUAUUUCGAUAAAGAGUAUAUUUCUAAAGAACAAAUGGAUGCCAUAAGUCUAGAGAUUGAGGCGCGUGUUGCCAGCACUUGGAAACAAGGUAUGGACGAAGACAGAGUUCGUCAGUUGAUUCAGGAAUACGUUUCGGUGUUUGAGAGGAGGCAGUUAGAGAUAAUAAGAGAAAAAGUGAAGGAAUACACAAAGGAGAUCGAAGUAAGGACAGAGCAUAGAGGAAUGGAUUUGGACAUUGAAGCAGUGAAAAGAGUUGUUGCGGGAAUGCUGGAUGUCUAUGACGCUGACAAAACCGGUUUAGUUGACUACGCAUUAGAGUCUGCAGGAGGGCAAGUGGUCUCCACGAAAUGCACAGAGCUAUACCAGAUUAAGACGAAGCAGUACAGCAUCCUUGGUAUGCCCGUACUUUGGGUGUACACGUCCCCGCGUUACGCGCUGACCCCAGGCGCUAUGCCCGCCGAGUGCUGGGCUUUCCAAGGAUUCCCUGGAUACCUGGUGGUGCGCACUUACGCGAUCAUCGAGGUAACAGGCUUCUCUUUGGAACACAUGUCGCGGUUGCUUGCUGUUGACGGAAAAAUCGAGUCUGCGCCUAGAAACUUCUCUGUAUAUGGUCUACACGGCGAAAUGGAUCCGGAACCACAUCUAUUCGGCGACUACAUGUACGACUCAAACGGUACAUCGAUACAGUACUUUCCAGUGAUGUAUCCUAAAACGACGAACAUCGGAGGAGUAGAGUAUCCAGUUGCGUACGACAUGAUAGAAUUGAGAGUGGAGAGCAAUCACGGUAACCCUACUUACACUUGCGUUUACAGAUUCAGGGUCCACGGAAACCCUCUCUCAGACAUUCGCAGGGCGACAGAGGACAGUAUAAAAGACAGUGAAACGUAG
This is a messenger RNA of Arctia plantaginis, 2427 nucleotides long. The record is from the annotation of a GenBank genome assembly. Lineage: Eukaryota; Metazoa; Arthropoda; Insecta; Lepidoptera; Erebidae.